AUGAAGAUGAGGAGUUUCAUCAUAAUGGCUUGUUUAUGCCAUGGAAUGGUCAGCUUGGAAGAACUGGGAACUUCAGAAAGACUUGACAUUAACUAUAACGUGGACCCUGAGUGUUUAAUGAAUAUCAGUGAGAUUAUCCAUUUUCAUAAAUAUCCAAGUGAGGAAUAUCAUGUUGAAACAGAAGAUGGAUAUAUACUUACCAUUAACAGAAUACCAUAUGGAAGGUAUAAUGGUGCAAAUAAAGCUGCACGACCUGCUGUAUUUUUACUACACAGCGUCGUUGGAGAUGGUUCCCACUGGAUUUCUAACCAGCCCCACAACAGUUUUGGUUUCAUAUUAGCAGAUAACGGUUAUGAUGUUUGGCUUGGGAAUAGCAGAGGAAACACCUGGUCUUCAAAUCAUAAGACAUUGAAACUAUGGCAGAAGGAAUUCUGGAGCUUUAGUUUCCAUGAGAUGGGAUACUAUGACAUUCCAGCCGUCAUAAACUUUAUCCUGAACAAAACCAAACAGCCGCAGCUUUAUUAUGUGGGCCAUUCAGAAGGCACAACUGCUGGUUUCAUCUCAUUCUCUUCUUGGCCAGAACUGGCUGAAAAAAUCAAGGUCUUUUUCGGAAUGGGACCUAUAGCCACACUAACAUAUGCUACGACUCCGAUAGUAAAAAUCUGGGUGUAUCCUCCACUGAUUCGGAGUCGUAUGGACAUGUAUGCAGCACAUUCUCCUGCUGGGACAUCGGUACAAAAUCUUCUUCACUGGAAACAGAUCUAUAACAAAAAGGUCUUUCAAGCAUAUGACUAUGGCACCAAGGAAAAGAACAUGGAGAAGUAUAACCAGAUGACUCCUCCUGUAUACAAGAUAGAAGAUAUAAAAAUACCCAUUGCACUCUGGUUUGGGGGAAAUGACUUAUUUGUGAACAUAAAAGAUGUCCAGGCAUUAAUAGCACGGCUUAGUAAUGUCAUCUAUGAGCAAUAUGUUCCUGAAUGGCAACAUCUGGAUUACGUUUGGGGACUGGAUGCAACUGAGGUUAUGUACAUGCCUAUCAUUGAGAUAAUGAAAAAAUAUCAGUGA
Molecule: messenger RNA, 1065 nt
Organism: Thamnophis elegans (Western terrestrial garter snake)
Lineage: Eukaryota; Metazoa; Chordata; Lepidosauria; Squamata; Natricidae
Product: lysosomal acid lipase/cholesteryl ester hydrolase-like
Exons: 8
Coding region: 1-1065 (354 amino acids)
Biological process (GO): lipid metabolic process
Molecular function (GO): hydrolase activity, acting on ester bonds
Source: RefSeq, a predicted model, not a curated record